This is a messenger RNA of Arachis ipaensis, 876 nucleotides long. The record is from RefSeq and is a predicted model, not a curated record. Lineage: Eukaryota; Viridiplantae; Streptophyta; Magnoliopsida; Fabales; Fabaceae.
AUGACUAUGUUUACUUCUGCUGAUUGGAAGACAACUAAGGUUGCAUCAACACCUGAAGGAAUAAGAGUCCAAAACAUGGCCUUGGAUAGUAGGCUAUGGAAGAAUAUUGUCAUAUGCCUCAAGGCUGCUGCUCCUCUCAUUACAGUCCUUCGCUUGGUUGAUUCAGAUGAAAAACCAGCCAUGGGUUUCAUCUUUGAAGGCAUGAGAAACGCCAAAGAAACAAUCAAGACUAACUUCGGUUGUGUUAAAAAGAGUUACGAACCUAUAUGGGAAAUUAUUGAUGGAAGGUGGAAAAGUCAAUUGCAUAGACCAUUGCAUGCAGCUGCGUAUUAUCUUAAUCCUCAUUAUCACUAUGAACCAAAUUUCAUGGUUGAUGAUGCUGAUAUUAAGAUUGGCCUCUUUGGUAAUGAAACUGCAAAGAGUAGUAGGAAGACCAUGCUACCUGCUGAGUGGUGGGACUUCUAUGGAGAUAGUUGUCCAGAACUAAAGAAGUUUGCUAUCCGAGUGCUAAGCUUAACUUGUAGUUCAUCUGGUUGUGAGCGUAAUUGGAGUGCAUUUGAAAUGAGAAGAAAUCGGUUGCAUCAAAAGAAAAUGAAUGAUUUAGUGUAUGUGAUGUAUAAUUUGAAGUUAAAGGGCAAGCAAAUUAGAAAAAGUCCAGAACUUGAAUUUGAUGCAGUGCAUUCUGAUGAUGAGUGGAUAACUGAGGAUGUUAAUGAAAAUAUUGCUGAAAGUGUUGAGCAUUCUCACUUGCCAACGAAUGACAAUACUAAUGAUGAUCCAAAUAGUAAUGAAUUUGCUAUUCCAGAUUUUGUUGGCCGUGUUGAACCUGAGGCUGAAAGAAAUGAUGUUUCUGAUGAUGAUGAUAAAUACUUGUGA